Molecule: messenger RNA, 916 nt
Organism: Drosophila mauritiana
Lineage: Eukaryota; Metazoa; Arthropoda; Insecta; Diptera; Drosophilidae
Product: mpv17-like protein 2
Exons: 1
Coding region: 59-649 (196 amino acids)
Biological process (GO): mitochondrial ribosome assembly
Cellular component (GO): cytoplasm; membrane
Source: RefSeq, a predicted model, not a curated record
GAAAUGUGUCAAGAUGAUUAGAAUAGGGGGAGGCACCACCAGGAACAGGGGAUCCUAGAUGGCUCUACGCGUGCUAUGGAAGCGAAUGACGAAUGCCAUGGACCGCUUUCAUCAGGUGGCCUUCAGCCCGAAGUAUCUCCUAUAUACCAACAUCGGGAUCUCUGUGGGCCUGAGCAUGGUGGGCGACACCAUGGAGCAGUCCUAUGAGCGCCUCAUAGGGGAGCUUCCGGAUUGGAACCGGACACGUACCGUUAGGAUGGGCAUAUCCGGGUUGACGGUGGGCCUGGUGUGCCACUAUUGGUACCAACACCUGGACUACUUGUUUCCGAAGCGCACCUAUAAGGUGGUUGUAGUCAAGAUUCUGCUGGACCAGUUCAUCUGCUCACCGUUUUACAUCGCCGUGUUCUUCCUCACAAUGGCCAUUCUGGAGGACAAUACAUGGGAGGAGCUGGAGCAGGAGAUUAGGGAGAAGGCCUUAGUACUAUACGCAGCUGAGUGGACCGUGUGGCCAUUGGCGCAGUUCAUCAACUUUCUGCUGAUCAAGCCGCAGUACAGGGUAUUCUAUGACAACACCAUCAGCUUGGGCUACGAUGUCUAUACGUCCCAAGUUAAGUAUCGUAAGAAGCCGGAGCCAAAGGAUAAUUCGUAAAUGGAAUAUAGCUCAAAUCUGAAGUCCUUAAUAUGGUUGUCUACUGUUCUGGACUGCCACUGCAAAUUAUACAAUAGCAGGUUCUGUUACACAUUUACUUAUGCCGUUCCAAUGCCUUAGAUCCUGGCACUAAAAUUUUGGGUGUCCUUGAACAAAAUUCUUCCUUAAAGAAAGUGAGCAAAGUAGAAAAAUUCAAAAUUAUUAUUACUUAAAGUUGCUGUGUUAGCAAAUAUUUUUAAAAGAAAUUUCCAUGUACAACGGAUUAUU